CUGUCCCAUGACUAUUUAGGGCAGAUACGUUUUAAAUUAAAAGUUAUUAACCAGCAAUAUCUGAACGCGCAGGCAAGCUUGAGCGUUUGACUUCGAGUAAAAGGCCGGUAAAUCUGUACUUCUGCCCUCAAAGACAAAAACAAUCGAGAUGAACACAAUUCAAAUGGCAGGAUUUGUUUUCUACGUUAUGCUCAGCAUAACUUUAAGCAGUAGUAGUCCCUUAGAGAGAAUAAAACGUUCCUUAGGAGCUGGUGAUUGUCCCCCCGGUGUAUGGACAUGCCUCGCAGAAACGCGCGACUAUAGGAUGAUUGAAGAACCCAACCAAGAGAACUUUGCUGUUGGAGUCGACAACGUCGCUGGCGUCGCCGCCGCCUGCCCGCCUGGAGUAUGGACCUGCGUGCAUUUUAGUAAGCGACAAGCAGCGAAAAGAAAAACGAUGCUGGAAAAAAUGUCGAAGCAGCGAAGGAGAGUCCAGAGAUCGGUUAAGAACUGUCCCCCCGGAAUCUGGGUGUGUUAAGCCUCGAGUACGAUCCGCCCAAACGUCUUCAAGAUUAUUUUGACGAACCGUAGAAUGCUACGAAAAGAACCGUGUUGUAGUUUCGCUCCUUAACUUAACAAUAUUAGCCUUCCAAUUUAAAAUUAUUAUAUAUUUAAACCUAUUUUAAAACAUUCCUCUGCUAAAAGGUUAAAGAACUGAGUUUUAUUUAAAGCAUGCAUUUAGUGUUAUUAUUUGUCUGGUUUGUUUAGCCCUUGGGGCGAAGUACUGGAUUAAAAACA
This is a messenger RNA of Pocillopora verrucosa, 777 nucleotides long. RefSeq lists its product as uncharacterized. NCBI's taxonomy places the organism in Eukaryota, Metazoa, Cnidaria, Anthozoa, Scleractinia, Pocilloporidae. The record is from RefSeq and is a predicted model, not a curated record.